Messenger RNA from Colletotrichum truncatum, 771 nucleotides. Its product is annotated as triacylglycerol lipase. Gene Ontology annotation, biological process: lipid metabolic process. Gene Ontology annotation, molecular function: triacylglycerol lipase activity. NCBI's taxonomy places the organism in Eukaryota, Fungi, Ascomycota, Sordariomycetes, Glomerellales, Glomerellaceae. The record is from RefSeq and is a predicted model, not a curated record.
AUGGGCUUCGCCGAGCUGCGUCUCGGCUCCUACGUGCCCCCAAUCCACUACUGGCACGGCAUAUCAGACGCCUUGCAGGCCCUCGCGGGUGCCCCCGCGGUGAUCACGGCCGCCGUUCCUCCUUCGGGCUCCAUCGAGGAACGCGCCGCGAAGCUGGGCGCCGACAUCGCCGCCAAGGCCGGUGGUCGCGCUGUCAACAUUAUCGCGCACUCCAUGGGCGGCCUUGACGCCCGCUACAUGAUCUCCCAUCUCAAGCCCGCCAAUGUUGACGUGCUGAGCUUGGUAACGGUCGCCACGCCGCACCGUGGGAGCGCUUUUGCUGAUUACCUGCUUAACGGCCAAGGGCCCAUCAAGCUCGCUAAUUUGUACGGGCUCAUCGAGCGGGCUGGAUUAGGCACGAAGGCCUUUGGGCAACUAACGAGAGAGUACAUGGAGGGCGAGUUCAACCCCAAGACACCCGACAACGAGAAUGUGAGGUAUUUCAGCUAUGGCGCUUGCACCAGCACACCCCCACUUCUCAGCCCCUUCCGGCAGAGUCAUCGUAUUCUGAAGGAGGUUGAGGGCGCGAACGACGGGUUGGUAAGUGUCUCGAGCAGUCGGUGGGGCGACUACAAGGGAACACUGGUCGACGUGAGCCACUUGGACCUGAUCAACUGGUCGAACCGGCUGAAGUGGACGCUCAGGCAGGUAUGGUCAGGGCAGACGAGAACGUUCAACGCCGUUGCCUUUUACCUUGACAUCGCCGACAUGCUGGCUAAAGAGGGGCUGUAA